AUGGGACAUGGAAAAGUUGAACCAUAUUCUUCAUUCCCCAGUGCAACCCUAUUCUUCAUUCCCCAGUUCAACCCUAUUCUUCAUUCCCCAGUUCAACCCUAUUCUUCAUUCCCCAGUUCAACCAUAUUCUUCAUUCACCAGUGCAAUCCUAUUCUUCAUUUCCCAGUUCAACCUUAUUCUUCAUUCCCCAGUUCAACCAUAUUCUUCAUUCCCCAGUUCAACCAUAUUCUUCACUCACCAGUUCAACCAUAUUCUUCACUCCCCAGUCCAACCCUUUUCUUCAUUCCCCAGUUCAACCCUAUUCUUCAUUCACCUGUUCAACCCUAUUUAUCAUUCCCCAGUUCAACCAUAUUCUUCAUUCCCCAGUUCAACCCUAUUUAUCAUUCCCCAGUUCAACCCUAUUCUUCAUUCCCCAGUUCAACCCUAUUCUUCAUUCCCCAGUUCAACUAUAUUCUUCAUUCCCCAGUUCAACCAUAUUCUUCGGUCCCCAGUCCAACCCUUUUCUUCAUUCCCCAGUUCAACCCUUUUCUUCAUUCCCCAGUUAAACCAUAUUCUUCAUUCCCCAGUUCAACCAUAUUCUUCACUCCCCAGUUCAACCAUAUUCUUCACUCCCCAGUCCAACCCUUUUCGUCAUUCCCCAGUUCAACCAUAUUCUGCAUUCCCCAGUUCAACCCUAUUCUUCAUUUACCCGUUCAACCCUAUUCUUCAUUCCCCAGUUCAACCCUAUUCUUCAUUCCCCAGUUCAACCCUAUUCUUCAUUCCCCAGUUCAACCAUUUUCUUCAUUCCCCAGUUCAACCAUAUUCUUCAUUCCCCAGUUCAACCCUAUUCUUCAUUCCCCAGAUCAACCCUUUUCUUCAUUCCCCAGUUCAACCCUAUUCUUCAUUCACCAGUUCAAACCUAUUCAUCAUUCCCCAGUUCGACCAUAUUCUUCUUCUAGACAUCGCACAAAAGGUGAUGCCAAAGCCUUGACGUGUUUCUCCUGA
This is a messenger RNA of Dreissena polymorpha, 984 nucleotides long. RefSeq lists its product as uncharacterized. The record is from RefSeq and is a predicted model, not a curated record. The coding region runs from base 1 to 984 and encodes 327 amino acids. NCBI's taxonomy places the organism in Eukaryota, Metazoa, Mollusca, Bivalvia, Myida, Dreissenidae. The transcript has 4 exons.